Bemisia tabaci is the source of this 2043-nucleotide messenger RNA. RefSeq lists its product as uncharacterized. The record is from RefSeq and is a predicted model, not a curated record. Lineage: Eukaryota; Metazoa; Arthropoda; Insecta; Hemiptera; Aleyrodidae.
GUCUUGGGAAGCAGCAGUGUUGAAUUUUGCUCUGAGCCAUGGCGGCUCUUCCAGGGCAUGUUUUACCUUCGUAUUUUGCGUGUGUCGUAUUGGUAACUAACAUCGCACUUGCAAGUACUGGGCCGCCUGUUGAAAACGUCGACCUAAAAAAUUCCGAACCUUAUCCACAAGUCCCGGGAGCUGAUGAUGGAGUUCAUUCGCUCCAACCCAGAGGUCUUUUCGAUAGUCUCGGCCUCACGAGCCUUUUCGGUUCGGUCUUCAGCGGCUUCAGCAACUUGGACAAGAACCCUGGUGGGGGGAGCUCCGGUCUCACCAACUUGAAAAUCCAAAGCGGCGGUGGUCCGGGGUCUUCACUCGGCGAGUCGUUGCAAGUCAGUUCGCAGACGGGUAUCGUCCUGCGCAUGUUUAAAAGUGGAAAAAAUGAGCCGAUCAGAUUCAGGAAUAACAAGGUCUACGAGGGUGAAAAUAUGGUUUGCGCGGAUAGGGAGAAGUUCUUUCCGGAGCCCAAGUACCAGAAAUCGGUCGGUGGCGGGCGAUGGCACACCAACAUCCAGGUCGGAGAGCCGAUGAGUCAGCCGGAGAUCGAUCAGUUUGAGGCGGAUUGGGCUAAAGUCUACAAGAAUAAUACAGGAUCCACCGCGGGAAAAAAGGGACAGAACCUGGAGGGGACCAAUUCGAUGAAUGCUCGCGGGACAGCAAGACUUGCUGCUGCUAAUAGGCUUAUGAGGCGGCGAUCUUCCCGGGGAAGUGAAUCUUCCAGUUGGUGGUAACAACACGAACGGCCGUGCAUCAUAGCCAAAAAUAUAUGUUUUACUGAAACCGCAUAGUGUAAAAGCCACUUUUUCACCUUUCAGAAUAUUGUUGUAUUUUAAUUAUAAGGUUCUUAACUGUUUGUAUAUUUACAAACAUAGUAUCCACUAGUCCAAAAUUGUAUAUUGUUUAUCUAAUUACUUGUUUUCUCUUUGUGUAAACUAGCUCGAACAACCCUGCCACGAUUUCGGUAGGACAAACUUAUAAAAUUCAACUGAAUCCAAAUCCUGCCUUUAAGAACCAACGCUGUGUUCAAUUUAACGCUCAGAUUCGGCUGUCUUAUGAUCUCUAUUCAAUGUCUUUGCUUGUGAUCCAGAGUUGAACAACCGGUUCAGCAAUCCUAACUUCACAAACUGUUACAGCAGUAGACGCAUGGGUCAUUUAGACAGAAAGUUGGUGAUGUAGCCAAUGUGAGUUAAAAAUCUGCACGAAUAUGAAAAUGACAAUACAAAGGGAAAAAGCUCAUAUGAGCACAAUUUUCCAUCAAACAGAUGUGGUGUUUGGUGCGUUACUAGUGAUCGUAACUAGUGUUGCACCUAACAGCACAUCUGUUGGAGAGAAAACUCUGUCCAUAUGAGAUGUUUUCUUGUAUUGAGAUUUUCAGCUCUAUGCUGAUUUUUAACAUACGUCGGCUACAUCAUCUUCUUUCUGUCAAAAUCGUAACUUCAUUUACAAAACCUCGCGAAGUUUUUACCCCGACAUUCAUCCGGCGUCUUUCAUUGGAAGAUGUAGUCUCUUAGAUCUAGCGUCUAGACUCGUAAAACGAUUGACAAGAAAAAUUCCCUUUUUCAAUCGAAUUCUUGCUUGAAUCAGAAGGAUAUCCGGUUACUAAUAGACUUGGCCCUCGAUUCAAGCCAAAAUCCGAUUAAGUCACGAGUAUUUUUUCUUGUCAAAUUUCUUUAGAGUCUGGACUUAGGAUCGAAGAGACACUUCUUUCCAGUGUUAGGCGAACAAUAGCGUUGACCACGAGAUCAACUUUUGCCUUUCCUCGUAUACAUCAUUGUUCAGAUCGUUGUUGCAGGGUUUCUAAAAUAUAUUAUCCACGCAAGGACGAUGGCUUUAAAUAGCUGUGAUAGAAUGUCCGUCAAAGUGCGAGAAUGGAUCCACAUAGGCACACACAAAUAUUCCUCUCCAAGUUUCAUUUUCAUAUUAAAGUAAUUAAUCAUAGCAAAAUUUUGUCAUCGUAAAAUAUAAGCUUUGAAAUCACAAUGAAAACCCUUUAUAAGCAUAUUA